GAUCAAAUACCCUGCAGCAACCGCCAUCAACAUCGACGUUUUGCUCAUGAUGGCUUCGCGAGAAGAGCGCAUGCAACAGCGUCUACGUGGAGCACAACGGCGACAAGUCAAAGAUGUUGACUUUGGUUUGGUCUUCCCGGGCGCUGCUCCAGAGCCAGAAUCGGAACCUCCUGCUACACUCGAAUCUCCACAACUUGAACUGCCUCAAUCCGAACCACUCCCACAGCUAUCCAGCCGCAGAACGCCUGCCAGUCGUCAACGAGCAUCGAAUGCAGCUAUUGCACAAGAGAUAAGCAGACCACCAGGAUCUCAUAGCACGAUUGAUGCAAAUACAUCCGCGAAGCGACGCAAAUUAGACACAGAUGAUACACCUGUUUCUUCUGCUCGAAGCACUCGAUCGCGUCCUGCGCCACGACCCGAUGUUUAUACAUUGAGGGAUGAUCCGCAAGAUGAGACUGCGCUUGAUAUGCUUCUGGAUACUACAAAUGACUCUGUUACAAGAGAACCAGUGUACACUCCUCUUGUGGAACAAGCUCUUGUCGCAGGAACUCCAGCUACACGUUCUAGAGCCAAAACUCCUCUGUUACAAAGCCAGGUCGUUGACGAGGUCACCGAAAGCCCGAAGGAUGCCCCAGGUAGUGGACAGAGGGUACAUACUGGUGGUAACAAUGCAGGGACUUCAAGUUCGCGCCGUCAAAGCAUACAGGGCGACAGUACCAUCCAAACAGAGUCAGAAACUCCCAUCCGGCAGAAGAAACGAAAGCGGCCAGUGUCUCAUCCGCGACCCUCACCCAGAAAUACUAGACGAUCACUCCAAAACCAAGUGCUACAAGAUACGUCUCUUGAGCUCGAUGAGUUGUCGCCAGAACAAACAACUCGACAUACACUAGCACCAGAACUUGAAUCGGAAGCACCAAUGUCCGAAGAUGAACCUCUAGAAGAAGAACCAGAGGAAGCCGAAGCUAUUAGCGAUGAACAGGCUGCUAUGGUUCUAAAGAAAAACAAGGGCCGGAGAAUAUCUAGGGGAGUUCCUAAUGUUCCUGCGGAUGCCAGCGAGCAGAUAUCUUCACCAAUGGCAAAGAAACGACGAGGAAAACAACGUAAAGAUUUGAGUCCUGUUCAGCAGCGACAUGCUAAACAGGCUCCUCCGAAAACGAAGCAAGCCAAGGCUAUCAAGAAAGUCCGCCUUGGCAGUCCAAUUCCUAUCACUAUUCAUCGAUUCACAAAUCCUCUAGUAUACGAUGACGAUGAAGCGGACGCGGAUAUCCUCAACUCAGAGAUUCCACAAGCCAAGCGGCCCGGUGUGAACACUAUAGAUGUUCUGAGUGAAGUUUGUGGAGAGGUCGUGGCGGCUGCUUUGCAGACUCUCGACGAGGGUGGUACCGCCUGUGAUGAUGCUGCUUUACGUCGCGAGUACAAGAUCAAAUGGCAAGCUGUAGCUGCUUUUGGGAAGGAAAUACAGACACGUUUACUGGAACAUACUAUCAAUCUAGAUAACGGAUACUCGCUCGAAAGACGACUUCGAGAUGAGCAAAAAAAGAAGCUUCGUCUUCGAGACGAGAUUCUGCGCAUCCGAGCCGAGCGGGAACAAGUAGCUCUGCAUAUGGACGAAGUCCGAAUCAAGCACGAGAAUGCGAAGAUGGAUGCUCAAAAGCGAGAUGACCUCAAUGCCAAUGUUCAUGACAUCGAGAUGGCGAUCGACCUGGGCAAGCAGAAACAACAUGACGAGGCCGAACAAUCGACCGAAAUGGUUGGCACAGAAGUGCUUCUCAAACGAGUGGCCGGAGAAGUCAGUAACAAGAGUGACUCCGGAGGACUACUGAGGCAGAUCAAGGACUUUAAUGCGUUUUUGGAACGAGCUGCAUUAGCGUUGGAAGGCAAAAUGGUUUGAGGGCGACACUAUACCCCUGAAAUGAGUUUAUGGUAACCAAUACGUCUACAUUCCAGGCUUGCAGACUGGUCUAUUAGGACAUAAUCACAUAGUAUCAUCCGUUUGCAG
This is a messenger RNA of Mollisia scopiformis, 1999 nucleotides long. RefSeq lists its product as uncharacterized. Bases 47 to 1891 code for a protein of 614 amino acids. The record is from RefSeq and is a predicted model, not a curated record. The transcript is spliced from 5 exons. NCBI's taxonomy places the organism in Eukaryota, Fungi, Ascomycota, Leotiomycetes, Helotiales, Mollisiaceae.